Eutrema salsugineum is the source of this 705-nucleotide messenger RNA. RefSeq names its product WEB family protein At2g17940. The coding region runs from base 1 to 645 and encodes 214 amino acids. The record is from RefSeq and is a predicted model, not a curated record. The transcript is spliced from 2 exons. NCBI's taxonomy places the organism in Eukaryota, Viridiplantae, Streptophyta, Magnoliopsida, Brassicales, Brassicaceae.
AUGGAGAGAGAAAAUGGUUGUAGAAGCGUGUUAGGCGGUCGUGCGGUGAUAGACACGAGACCACCGUUUGGAUCGGUGAAAGAAGCGGUGGCUUUGUUCGGAGAGAAAGUUUUAGCCGGAGAGAUCUAUGCAACUAGGCUUAGAGAGAUACGGACAAAGGAAACAAAUUCAACUUCGAGUCAUCAAUCGAGAUUACGAUCCCUAACACUUGAGCUCGAGCAGACAAAACAAACACUUACAAGAACCUUACAACUAAACACCAUCCUCUCCAACAGAAUCAAAACCCUAACACAUGAACUCGAACAUGGGAGUAAAGAGAUCCAACGACUCAAUACAAUGAGGUCGAGCCGACUAGACAACCCGGAGGUCGAGGAACUCAAGUUCGUGGAACAACAUCAAACGACGACUUCCAAAGAUGUUGAAGAAGAGGUUGUAACAACGGAGGAGCUGGAGAAGAGGAGACUCGUGACGUUUGCGAGCUCGCCUUUGCUGACACGUGUGAUGUCAAGUGUCGAAGUCGAGGAGGAGAAGAAGACGAAAAAAGAGAAGGUUUUAGAGAGAGUUUUUUCGAUUAAGAAGACGAAAUUAAAGAGGAGGUUUUCUCCUUUCAUGGGAUGGUUUAGAGUAACCACUCGAGGAGAUUGAUCAGUCUUCAAUAUUGCAUGGUUAUUGGUUAUAUGACCUUGUAUUGUUAUAUAAUAUAGU